CCCAAGCUCAAAUUUUGCGUCGUCCGCUUACUGCACAUACUUGGAAGACCUAAUUUAGGAUGUGAAGACUUCGCCACACGGGGCCGAGUUUGGGGUUCGCGGCAACGACAUAUGUCUAAGCGACCCGCCUCAGCAGCAGCCCUCCCCGCCGGCCAGCAGCGCCUUCGAUUGGACUUCUUCAAUGGCGAAAAGAAGAAGCAGGCGACCUCUGGGGGACCUGCAGGCGCAGCGAGGGGCCAGCCCUACCGCGGCGAUGGCGGGAGCGCAUACACUGCUUGCCCCGUGUGUGGUGUCAAGGUGCCCCUCUCCCUCAUCAACCACCACCUGGACUCCCCGGGGCAGUGCGGCGGCCCGCUACCGGUUGACACGGGGGCUGCAAGGGCUGCGGCGGCUGUCAGAGCGGGGACGGCAGGGGCGGCGGCAGCAGGGGCAGCUGCAGCAUCUGUGGCUGGGCCGGCAGCAGACAUAGCGGCGGUAUCAGCGUCCCGGGCAGCGGCAGCAGGGAAAGAGGCUGGAGCGCCGUCGGUUUGUCCAAUCGGCAUGGCUGUGGGGACAAAAAGCCGGUGCCUGGGCAGCAGCGCUGUGGGCCAUUCCGCACCGCGGGAACGGCCUCGGCCAACGGAAGCUGAAGCGGCCGCAGCGGCUGCAGCGGCGGCACCGGCUGUAGCCGGCCCCGCACCGGCUACAUUGGCAGCUGCAGAUAUUUGCAGUGUCUAUCAUUAUGAUUAUGACAAUGAUGAUAAUGGUAGCAAGGGCACUGUGGAGCGCAUAACAGAAAUUGUCACCAGCCAAGAGGAUGGCGAUGUUAUGCUGGUGGAGGAGGUGUCGGCGGAGGGAACGGCAGUAGCAGAAGCAGUGAGGGCGGCAGCAGCGCAAGCGGCAGCAGCGCAAGCGGCAGCAGCAACAGUGGCGGCGGCUCAGCCUGGCCGGCCCGGUGGGACCGAGCGCAUGCCUGACGUGGACGGAGCGAGAAGGGCAACAACAGUACCGGCUGAAGCAGCAGAAGCAGCGCCACGGGCGUCGGCGCCAAGUGCCGCGCGUGCAGCCUGCGGUGGGCCUCAGGAGUCAAAGACAGGCGAGGAAAUGCACGCGGCUGCUCGCGGCGCCGCUGGCGCGUGGCAGCCCGCGCCUCACCAGGCUCCCCCCAAGGACCAGGGCCAGGGCCAGGGUCCGGCGGCGGGCUCAGGUCGGAGGACUUCCCCACUUCCCCUGGCUCAGCCGCCCACACCUCCACAGCCCACGAACCAGCCGCCCGCGCCGCCACAGCCGCCCGUGCACGCUUUCUUUCAGGCGCGACGGCAACGGCCGUCCAGCGGCAGCCGCAACGGCAGCGGCGCUGGCGGUGGCGGCGGCGGUGCUGCUGGGGGUUUGGGACUGGGUGCAGACGAAAAUGCCGAGCCCGGGAACGGAGUGGAGGAGGAGGAGGCGGGAGGGGUGGAGGCGGCAGGCGGGGCGCUGUGUGGCCGGCAGCGGGUGCCGCCGCCACUGCCCGCGGGUGACGCGCCGCCAUUAAUGCGUGUGGUGCCGCACCCCCGGCUACAGGGCCAGGCGCUGGUGUUGGACUUUGUGAGUGCAGAGGAGGAGGAGGCGCUGUUGGGCCUGUGCGACACGCCCCACCCCGCACAGCCGCCCUGGCUGCCGCCCGCCUGGCCCCGGCUCGACCAGGGGCUGCAGGGGGCCCAGGGGGCGGAGGCGUGGGGCGGCGCACACGCGCUGGCCACCGUGCAGCGGAGCAGGAACAAGCGCUGGGGCGUGCAGCCCGACUACCACCGCCGCGGUGUGGCGCCCGCCGCCCACCCGCUGCCGCCGCUGCUGCUGGCGCUGGCGAGGCGCAUGCGGGCGGCGGUGGGUGGCCCGCUAAAGGACUUCUCGCCCAACGAGGCGAACGCCAUUGACUACCGGCGGUCGCACGGCUCCUGGCUCAAGCCACACGCCGACGACAGGAUCCUGAGUGGUGAGGUGAUUGUGAACCUCAGUCUGGCAGGGGACUGCGUCAUGACACUGGCUCGACUGGCGCCGCAGUCGGGGUCAGGAGGCGGAGGCGGUGGAGGAGGCGUAGCAGGAGCAGCAGGAGGAGGCGGUGCUGACGAAUUCCGGAUCCGGCUGCCACGUCGGAGCCUGCAGAUUAUGUCCAAGGCCGCACGCUACAGCUACAGCCACGGCAUCUGGCCCGCCGACCUGCUGGACGAGCGCCGCGUGUCCAUAACCUUCCGCCAUUCCAAGCCGCGGCCCUGUGCAAAGUAGUUCAGUAGUAUCAGAAGCAGCAGCACCAGCAACAGGCGCAGCAGUGGCAGCAGCAGCAGCAGUGGGAGUAGCAGCAGGCGCAGCAGCAGCAGGCGCAGCAGCGGUAGCAGCAGCAGAAGCAGCAGGAGCACCAGCAGCACCAGCAGGCGCAGGCCGGUGUCGCAGGCGCAAAGAAAUGCGUUAAGGGUGCACGCUCAAUAGGCUCGCCUGACCGUUGAUCGCUUACCGAGUUACCGUACCGUUUACCGCUGACGGUUUGAGUACACAGCGGUCCCGCCACCACACGUGGACAGGCAGUGCCGCCGGCUCCAUCGACACCAUGCAGGCACGACUCGGACCUGAGGCUGCGGUGAUACAGGGAUGAAGUACGUAGGCCACUCGCAGCCGUGGACCACCAUCCUCCUCCAGCGCUCGCGCCGUCCGUAACCGCCACAGGGGCGGGUUGGGAGCGUCGGCAACUGCUGGGACGGCCUCAGGCUGUGUGUAGCAGCAGCAGCCGGGGGAGGAGGAGGAGCAGCCGGGGGAGGAGGAGGAGGAGCAGCGUGAGAUGGAGGUAGAUGAGUCAGGUGGGAGUGAAGUAGUCGCCUUUGAAUAUUUGAUUUGGGUUUGAGUGCCUUCGCACGUCCAUGGACAAUUGACUUUCGCGAGGUUGCCCGAAAAGCAAGCCAUGGCUUUGCGCAGUAUGACUAGUAUAAGGCAGCCACCUCCUUGUUGAUUUGGGUCACAGGCAGUAGGGACUGAGAGGGCAGCGGUAGAGAAGGCAUGAAAUGAAUUGGCGUGCGUUGAACAUGAGGUCUGAAUGACGCACACGACACGGACGUGGUGGUGGGGUGGACUAAUAUGGACUUUGCACCCCACCCAACCGGCCACGUCCGGAUUUGCGGGGAUGCCAAAGGCCCCCAACAUAGAGGCGUGUGCUUAGUAGGCGCCCGCGUCAAGGUGGCUGGGUUGAUAACGACCCGGGAGGGGAGGGCUCAGCCCUUUUCCUGCCUCCCUAAGGCAGCCACCUCCUUGUUGAUCUGGGUUGAGAUUUGGGUGCACUUGUACAGUUGUACGCACCUGCUUGGGAUGAACUGACAAGUCUGAGGCUGGUGGUUUGGCAGCUCUCUUGGGUGCCUUGGCGUCAUGACGGAUUGCAAGUACGUGCCGUAGACAACCGGUAAGCGUGCCGCAGCUUGCUGGAAGUUGCUGUGCAGUGUGGUGAUGGCUCGGACAACCAAACGGCAGACAACGCAAAUGUGGCCGAAGCCACAGCGGGUCCACAAGUUAUGCGACUUGACACUACUUACGGCAAGGGGGCUGUAGUAUCGGAUUGAAGGUGCUAUUGAUAGCCGUGGAGGAAGGGGAGGAGGAGGAGGAGGAGGAAAGGGGGGGGGAGAGCCAAAAAGGUGUUCUCGGACAGGGGUUCUUGGGACUCGACUGAGUCCUAUGUCGGACGUGUCGGAGUAGGGAAACACUCAAAGCCGAGCGGGCGCAUGUUACCGCUAGAAACGUUGCAUGCGUAUAAAAGUUUACUUU
Molecule: messenger RNA, 3762 nt
Organism: Chlamydomonas reinhardtii
Lineage: Eukaryota; Viridiplantae; Chlorophyta; Chlorophyceae; Chlamydomonadales; Chlamydomonadaceae
Exons: 7
Coding region: 112-2244 (710 amino acids)
Biological process (GO): DNA repair; oxidative demethylation
Molecular function (GO): demethylase activity; oxidoreductase activity; DNA binding
Source: RefSeq, a predicted model, not a curated record